Messenger RNA from Oryctolagus cuniculus (rabbit), 958 nucleotides. Its product is annotated as olfactory receptor 52B4-like. NCBI's taxonomy places the organism in Eukaryota, Metazoa, Chordata, Mammalia, Lagomorpha, Leporidae. Gene Ontology annotation, biological process: G protein-coupled receptor signaling pathway. Gene Ontology annotation, cellular component: plasma membrane. The record is from RefSeq and is a predicted model, not a curated record. Gene Ontology annotation, molecular function: olfactory receptor activity; G protein-coupled receptor activity.
GUCUGUUCCAGGUAUGACUAUUGCAAACCACACUGGUGUUAGCCACACAGUCUUCCGCUUGCUGGGCAUCCCUGGCCUAGAGGACCAGCACAUGUGGAUUUCCAUCCCCUUCUGCAUCUCCUUUGUCAUCGCCCUGCUUGGGAACAGCCUGCUCAUCUUCAUUAUCCUCACCACGCGCAGCCUGCACGAGCCCAUGUACCUCUUCCUCUGCAUGUUGGCCGGAGCAGAUGUUGUCCUCUCCACAUCCACGGUGCCUCAGGCCUUGGCCAUCUUCUGGUUCCACGCCGGGGAGAUCUCCCUGGAUCGCUGCAUCACUCAACUCUUCUUCAUCCAUUCCACCUUCAUCUCUGAGUCAGGGAUCUUGCUGGUGAUGGCAUUUGACCGCUACGUUGCCAUAUGCUACCCACUGAGAUACACUGCUAUUCUUACACGUGGACUGAUUGGGAAAAUUGGUGUGAUUGUCUUUCUGAGAAGUUAUGGCACAAUUGUUCCUAUAAUAUUUUUGCUGAAAAGACUGACAUUCUGCAAAAGCAACAUCCUCCUAAAUACUGGUUGUAAGCACAUUGUCUUGGCCCACGUUUCUUGUAACGAUAUCCAAAUAAACAUCUGGUAUGGGUUUUUUGUCCUCAUGUCAACGGUGGUUUUAGAUAUUGUGCUGGUGUUUGUUUCCUAUGUGUUGAUUCUCCAUGCUGUCUUCCGCAACCCAUCCCGAGACGCUCGCCACAAAGCUCUCAGCACUUGCGGCUCCCACGUUUGUGUCAUCAUCCUCUUUUACGGACCUGGGAUCUUCACCACCCUCACUCAGCGUUUUGGACACCACAUUGCACCACACAUCCAUGUUCUUCUGGCCAAUGUCUGCAUUCUGGCACCACCUAUGCUGAAUCCCAUCAUUUAUGGGGUCAAGACUAAACAGAUCCGUGACCAGGUGGUUCACGUGUUGUUCACAAAACAGAAGUGA